GCUCACUCGCUGAGUAUCCAAGCGCGCCAGCACACGCCUCGAUGAAAGUGCCCGACAACUUUCUAUCGCGGUGAAUGUUCUGUUUUGUUUGUGAUAAAACUUUAAUUUGAGACAUUUAUUGGUGUGACGUCAACAAUAUAGGAUUUCUUUUUAAUUGCUGUUCCUAAACCGUUCGUCCAAAAUGGAUCUAAGAAAAUUCGACAGCAGUACGUGCUCUGCAGCAACAUGGGUCAAGAACAGUCGUACAUUGCACAAGGCAACCUCUCACCAGUAAAGAAAUACCAAGAUAAGUACGAGAAUCAGAUACAAUAUACAGUAUCGAAUAUCGAAUAUCGAUCGAGCGAAUACGAUAGGAAGGAUUACAUACGAUAUAAACCAAGACGAAGUACUGAAAGUUAUAAAAGCGACAACUCUUCAACAGAGAGCAGCGGUUAUAGAAGUAGUUCCAGUGCUAACGAAUGUUCCGACAGGUCAUCCAGCAGCUAUUACUUCUGCUCGUCGUUAUAUAAGAACGAUCACUACAAAAACGCCAACAAAGAUUUAUAUAGACCUGUUAAGAUACCGAAAGAUAAAAGAUACAAACAAUUAUUUGAUACUGAGGACACAAAAAACACCAGAUUGAAGGGUUACAUUACUGAUACCGAAAAGGCAAAAUCGAAAGUAGCUUCCUCUACUAAAAAGGCUGGUAUAAGAAAUUACACUCCUAAAAUUUUAUCAGCCGAAGAGCAGAGAAAAAAAUUAGAAAAUUGGAUUUAG
Danaus plexippus (monarch butterfly) is the source of this 756-nucleotide messenger RNA. RefSeq lists its product as uncharacterized. The record is from RefSeq and is a predicted model, not a curated record. Bases 226 to 756 code for a protein of 176 amino acids. Lineage: Eukaryota; Metazoa; Arthropoda; Insecta; Lepidoptera; Nymphalidae. The transcript has 2 exons.